AUGGACAACACGAAGACAUCAUCACUCGAAGGCAGCGACAAGAAACCUUCUCAGUCAUUCAUGUCUGCUUCGGACGACAUCGCACUCCUCAACGAAGUAUCAUUCACACGGCCAUGGGAAUCCCGGCGGUCAGCGGCACGACUCGCAUGGGAGGAGAUUGCAAAGAAGCUCACCACCGACGCUAGCCUGAGCGCAUUUAAAAGUGGUCCGGCUCGACGCAAGAGGACCGAGUUUCUUCUCAAGAAGCAUGUAGCCAACGAGCACGCCAGCCUUCGCAAGUCGGGGUCAACGGAAGAUAUCUCGUCAAGCGACAACGACAACAAUACUCCGCAUACUGGAACGAACAAGAAGCGCAAAGCCAGCACGGGCAAGUUGCGCUACAAGAAAACGAGGACGAAACGGAAAUCCUUGGACUUGCUUAUGAGUGGUGUGUCAGAGGGCGUCUCGAAACUAUCGAAAGCGGAUGACGAACUCAAGUGCAUUUUGAAUUUCAUGCCUUCCCCAUCGCCAAGCAUCGGCCGCAAGCAGUACUACUCGGUCAAAGCCAAGAUAGCCAUCGUAGCCGAGAACACGAAGGCAAACGAGAGCGCCUACGCCACCGCAAAGCGGCAUGGAAAAGGCCUUGGCGUGUCAAAGCCUCUGGUCGAAGCCGAAGUGCUGACCUACUGCAAGUCCCUGCGCGACGAAGACAUCGCUGUGAGUACGAAAAUGCUCAUUGUCAAGGCAUUGAGCAUCGAUCCUUCCUUCCAUCAGAAACGCGUGGUGUUCCAUAAGGACGGCUUUAACAAUACCAGCGUUUCGUUCGGAGCGUUGCCGCUGGUAUUUGCUCGGGGAGGUGCGGUAGUCCUCUACAAUGAUGGCAAUCUUGUUCGCAAAGUCUUCUUACUUCUUCAGCAAGUGCAAAGGGAGGAAGCCGACGUGGCAUGCUUGCUCGCUGGCAACAAGGCGGAACAACUUGAGAACCUCUUCCAGGUUCCAACUUUCGCCUCAUACCUCAAGGCGGCAAACAACCAGGUCGUCGACUGUAAGGCUAUCCCCACAAAUGUCAUGGCAGACGGGUACAGCCUCGUGGGGAUUCUAUAA
Aphanomyces astaci is the source of this 1083-nucleotide messenger RNA. RefSeq lists its product as hypothetical. NCBI's taxonomy places the organism in Eukaryota, Oomycota, Saprolegniomycetes, Saprolegniales, Verrucalvaceae. The transcript is spliced from 6 exons. Bases 1 to 1083 code for a protein of 360 amino acids. The record is from RefSeq and is a predicted model, not a curated record.